Messenger RNA from Corvus hawaiiensis (hawaiian crow), 951 nucleotides. RefSeq names its product GPI-linked NAD(P)(+)--arginine ADP-ribosyltransferase 1-like. The record is from RefSeq and is a predicted model, not a curated record. Gene Ontology annotation, molecular function: NAD+-protein-arginine ADP-ribosyltransferase activity; NAD+ poly-ADP-ribosyltransferase activity. NCBI's taxonomy places the organism in Eukaryota, Metazoa, Chordata, Aves, Passeriformes, Corvidae.
CCACGGCCACCACCGUCCCCCCCGGUGCCACCGCCGCCACCCCCCCCGGUGGUGCCCCUGGACAUGGCCCCGGACGCCUUCGAUGACCAGUACCGGGGCUGCGGCCGCGCCAUGACCGCGGCGCUGCCGGCGCUCAGCCGCUCCGAGCUCCGGCGGAGCGGUCACUUCGCCGAGGGCUGGGCUCUGGCCGCGGCCGAGUGGCGCGUCCGAUAACGUCCCCCGGCUCCCCUCGGUCCCCUCUGUCCCCAGCAGGCCACCGCCCUGCUGGCCUACACGGCGCCGGUGCCGCUCCACCGGACCUUCAACGCGGCCGUCGCGCGCGCCGGGCGCUCCCGCCGGGAAUACCGGGACGAGUUCCACUUCAAGGCGCUGCACUUCCUGCUGACCGACGCCCUGGCCGCGCUGAGGGCCGCCGGGGGCCCCGGGUGCCACCGCGCGUUCCGCGGGGUGCGCGGGGUCCGCUUCGAGGCGCGGCCGGGCCGGACGGUGCGGUUCGGCCACUUCGCGUCGGCGUCGCUGCGGAACGAGAGCUCCUGGAGCUUCGGCACGGACGCGGCGUUCCAGGUGGACACGUGCCAGGGCGCGCCCAUCCGGGAGUUCUCCUUCUUCCCGCACGAGGACGAGGUGCUGAUCCCGCCCUUCGAGACCUUCGAGGUCACCGAUGUCACCCGGGCGAGAGGGUGGACGCGGAUCCGGCUCCGCUCCGCCGGCGCCCACAGCAACUACAACUGCGAGUGGCUGCGAGAGCAGCGCUGCGGGGACCGGCCCUGUGUGUUCGACGCGGGUGGGAGCAUCCCCAGGGACCCUCCCCACCUCGAGGGGCUCCUCCUGGCCACCGUGGCCCUGGCAGUGGCCACCGGGACCCUCUGAGCCACCAGGGCCACCGUGGCCACCAAGGACACCGAGGACACGAGGACCUCCUGAGCGACGAGGCCACCGCUGUGCCACUUG